Paraglomus occultum is the source of this 306-nucleotide messenger RNA. Lineage: Eukaryota; Fungi; Glomeromycota; Glomeromycetes; Paraglomerales; Paraglomeraceae. The record is from the annotation of a GenBank genome assembly.
AUGUCGAUUGACAGUUUGUUUACCAAAAUUUACAACUUUCUGAAAUAUGCUGAACCGCGUCAUAUCAUUGCCGAGACGGUCAUAUAUAAGGCGUUUCAAGAAAAUUGCUGGAUUUCGCAAGAUGACUUGAGACCCGUUGUAGAGCAGGCAAUAUCUUUAGUUAUGAGCAAUUGUGCUAGUGACUCGCCCAAAUUAGCAAAAUUUGAAGAUGUAUUAACGCGGUUUAAUGGCGCUUACGACAACGUCCGUAGUUUACGCGAUCUCGGCGCUUUAGAUCUAAAUUUGGAAAAGCCCGUUCAAAAAUAA